AAUCUCAUAAAUAAAACCAAAUCUCUCGCUCGCUCACGUAAUUCCGACUCUCGCAAAACCCCCAAAAUUCGAAAACGACAAAAAGCUCAACCCCUAACCCUAGAUUUCCCGAUGACCAGCGACGCCCAGGACUCGCAUCGCAAGCACCGUGGUGCCUCUUUCGAUGACGAAGAGGCCGUCGAGAAGUCGUCCAAGCGCCACAGGCACCGUCACCACCGCCACCACCAUCGUCACCGUCACGGCAGCAAAAAGCGCGAAGAGGAGACCAAGGCUGUCGUCGACGAUGUCGAAGCUCCUUCACCGCGGCCUGUUGAGUUAUAUGAUUCCGGUGUCAAUGGUUCUAUGCCGGUUGAAGACGUGGAGGAAGGCGAAAUUCUCGACGAGGAGGGAGUCGGUGGUCGAGAUGAUGGCGUUUCCAAUGCGGAGUCUGGUGAAAUUGAGGCUUCUGGAGUUGGCGAUCAUUCUAAUAAGCGGAAUCUGAGAGACAAUGACAUCAAUAAAAAUACAAAGACCGUGGAACACCUGCAUGAUGAUGAUGAUGAUGAUGAUGCCCGCGGUUGUGUUGGUGGCAAGUCUCGGAAUGAGGCUGGUUUGCCUAGAGAUUCUAUUGUUGAGCCUCAAGAUGAAUUAGUUUCCAGUGGUAGUGUAAAGGAUCAUGCAAAUGGGGAUUUGGACUACCAAUCUCACAGAGAGGAGAAGAGGCGACACAGGGAGUCUGGGUCUCCUUCUAGAGGAAGUGAUAAGAGAAAGAAUUACUAUGAUGAUGAAAAACUGUAUGAAGAUGGAAGUAAAUCAGCUGAUUGGAAAAAGUUAUCCUCUGGAAGUAGUGGGGACAAGUACAAUGCCUUGGUGCGUUCACCAUCUUGUGAUAGGCGCGGUGAUGAGCUACAUGGUAGGGGCAGAUCAAGGUCAUAUGAUCGUUUGAGGGAGAGAUCUCGUUCCCGCAGUAUAAUAGAAGAAGAGCCUCUUUCGAAGAGGAGACGUUAUCAUGAACGGGACACCUCUGCGUAUGUUGAGAAAAGCAAGGCUGUGCACGGCUCUGAUGAUGAAGGAUUGGCUCCGGGUAUUGACAGUGUCGAUCUGAGGAGGGAUGAUGAAAGGGAACACAAUAUUAGUUAUAGCAGAUACUCCGGAUUAGGCCAUAGUCGAGAAAGAGAGAGAAGUAGGGGGAGGGAGGUGGAUCAGGAGCAGAGAAGGGAGAAGGAUCAAGAAAGAAUCAGGGACAGCGAACGGAGAAGGGAGAAAGAAAGAGAAAGGAGUAGGGAUAGGAAAAGGGGAAUAGGACGAGAGCAUAGCAGGGAAAGAGUGGUUUAUAUGGAAAGGAGAAGGGAAGAGCGACAUAGGAGUAGGGACAUUGAGAAUAGGGAUAGGAAUAGGGAUGAUAGUAAUAGGAGCAGGGACAGGGUCAAGGAUGAUAGGGACAGAAACAUGGAGAGGGGCCGAGAUAGGGACAGAGAUACAGACCGAAAAUGGGAGAGGCAAGAUGAUAGAGACAGGGAUAGGGGUCGAGAUAUGGAGAGGGAGAAAUAUGAACAUCAUGAGGAUGGCUAUGGAAACCGAGAUAGGCAUAAAUCUGCUCGAUCAAGGCGUGAUGGAAAAGAAUACGACCAGGACAGAAGAAGUAAAACUGAUCCAGCAAAGGUACAGAGUCCAAAGAAUUAUUCUGUCGAAGGGGAUGAAGACAUGUUAGAAAGAGAUGAAGAUGAAGACGAAAGCAUUCAAGUUGCUGGCCAGGAAGAGGAUGAUGUGGAUAGAAUCAAGGAAGAGUCUCGGAGAAUAAAACAAGCCAUCUUAGAAAAAUAUAAAAGUCAGCAGUCACAGCAAACAAAAGAGUUGCGUCUACAAGAACAAACUGAGUCACAGUUGCAGAAGCAUUUUGAGCCUCAGCCUCUGGAGCAAUCAGCGGAUAAAGGUCCUGCAGAUCAUCUGGAGCAAUCAGCAGCUUCUGUCAAACCUGGUCUAGAAACUGAUGAUGGAAGGAGUGAUGGGGAUGUGUCUGUUGCUGCAUUUUCUGUUUCACCUCAGCAGAAUGGUGCUGAUACUUCUAGAAUGCCUUCUGGUGCCACGGGGCUUGGAGAGGGUACUCCAGAGAGUGAAGGAACUGUUGCCGUUGAUGAUAUUUUUGGUGAGACCCCAGUUGGAGUUCAAAAAUUGGGAAAAGGAGAUCGUGUACGGAUUGAAAGGAGUGGUCUUCAUGAUAACUGGGAUGAUGCAGAAGGGUACUACAGCUACCGGUUUGGAGAAUUACUUGAUGCUCGAUAUGAAAUCACUGCUGCUCAUGGGAAGGGUGUGUUUUCGACAGUAGUCCGUGCAAAGAACCUUACAGUUGGUAAUGGUGAACCUGAAGAAGUGGCAAUUAAGAUGAUACGGAGCAAUGACACCAUGUUAAAGGCUGGAAUGACUGAGUUGACCAUAUUGAAGAAAUUAGCAGGUCACGAUCCAGAUAAUAAGCGCCACUGUGUUCGUUUUCUGUCGAAUUUCAAGUAUCGAAAUCAUCUUUGUUUAGUGUUUGAAUCCCUUCAUAUGAAUCUUCGUGAGGUCUUAAAGAAGUUUGGGCGCAAUAUUGGUCUUAACCUAACUGGCGUCAGAGAAUAUGCUAAGCAGCUUUUUAUUGCACUGAAGCAUUUAAAGAACUGCGGUGUCCUUCAUUGUGAUAUAAAGCCAGAUAACAUGCUGGUAAAUGAGUCAAAUAAUGUGUUGAAGUUGUGUGAUUUUGGUAAUGCCAUGUUCGCUGGAAAGAAUGAGGUUACACCAUACCUCGUCAGCCGCUUUUAUCGUGCUCCUGAAAUAAUUCUUGGCUUGCCUUAUGAUCAUCCACUGGAUAUCUGGUCAGUUGGUUGCUGUUUGUACGAACUUUAUACGGGAAAAGUUCUUUUUCCCGGUGCUACAAACAAUGAUAUGCUACGUCUACACAUGGAACUGAAAGGCCCUUUCCCAAAGAAGAUGCUUCGGAAGGGAGCUUUUACACACCAACAUUUUGAUCAGGAUCUGAACUUCCAUGCUACAGAAGAUGAUCCUGUUACAAAGAAGGCAAUCAAUCGGGUGAUUUUUAAUAUAAAGUCAAAAGAUAUUGGAUCACUUAUUACGGGUUCUGGUGAGAAUGCAAAGAUGCUAGCUGACUUUAAAGAUCUUUUAGAUAAAAUGUUUGUAUUGGAUCCGGAUAAGAGGUUGACAGUAUCACAAGCUUUGAACCAUCCUUUCAUCACUGUUUUGGCAUGGUUGAAGUCAGAAGGGGUGAUGUUUUGGUCAGGAGUACUCAUCACUGGCGGGGGUUCUUUCCCUUGUACUGUUUCUAUCGUAAGACAACUAGCCAAAGACGUCUUUUCCCCCUGUAAUCAUUUAUGGUUGGCAAAUGUGAAAAUUAAUUACUUCCGUUAUAAUUUUCCAUCAUGAUUUUAUGUGUAUUCUGAACUUGGUUUCUGCAAUUCAAUCUGUGGUACAACAGAAGAUAUAUUUAUCUUCAA
Molecule: messenger RNA, 3464 nt
Organism: Pyrus x bretschneideri (Chinese white pear)
Lineage: Eukaryota; Viridiplantae; Streptophyta; Magnoliopsida; Rosales; Rosaceae
Product: serine/threonine-protein kinase prpf4B-like
Biological process (GO): peptidyl-serine phosphorylation; peptidyl-threonine phosphorylation; mRNA cis splicing, via spliceosome
Molecular function (GO): protein serine/threonine kinase activity; ATP binding
Source: RefSeq, a predicted model, not a curated record